AACACACACACACACGCACACACACACACACACACACACACACCCCUGGUCCCCUGUUCCACUGGUGUGUGUCUAAUGAGGGCGUUUGACAGUGUUUCAGAUGAUGCACCUCCAGAGGGUCACCAGGAGGGGGCGGUGUGCUCCAGCCUCACGCUGAGAAGAGAUAAAGAAGGCUUCACGCUGGGUGCGCUGCAUCCGUGUCGUGUGGACCCUGAGCCUCAGCUGUCGUCCGUCUCUCUGAGCGUCUCUGGAACGCCAGCACUGACCACGGAGCACUGGACACACAUCCUGCAGCAGUUCAGCACCCUGAGGAGCCCACUGUUUGAUGAGCGUGUGGAUGGGCUGCUCUGCUCCUUGCGUUCUCUGUGUGGCCUGAAGAGGGCGGUGUUGAGCGUGCGCUGUCUGACCACCAGCUGGGCCAGCAGGGUCCUCUCACUCACACACACCUGCCCCUCACUCACCUACUGCAGUCUGGAGGUGGCAGAACCAAAAAGCUCUGAUGAGGACAGUGUAUGCUCCACACUCUCUGUGACAAGAGGGCCUAAGGAACUCAGGCUGACGGUACAGCAGGCUGUGUGUUUCUCUCCGGAGCUGUCUGGUCUGAGUCUGUCUCUGGAGCCCACAGUGGACCUGCACGGGCCUGAUACCACCUGGAGCAGCUACCUGCAGCAGCUGCACUCUCUCAAGCACCUGACGCACAGUUGUCCAGGCUUUGAUGAGUGUGUGGAGUCCCUGCUGGCGUUCCUGUGCUCUCUGCCUGAGCUGAGGGAGGUGAAGAUGAAGGUCCUGUGUGUGUCUGCACGCUGGGUCUCCUGGGUCCUCAAACUCAUACACACCUGCCCAUCUCUACUGCACUUCAGGCUGGUGGCGGGACUGGGCUGGAUGGGGGACGGUCUGAUCGCAGAAGACGCCGUCCGCCUCCUGAUGACCUCCAGGACCAGACUGGACUGCACACUGGUCAUCGAGGGGAAGCGGUGUGGUAGGAGCAGUGGUCAGUGUUCUGAGUUCAGAGACCAAUCCCUGAGCUGCAACAGCGCCGUGGUCAUCGAGAGCCACCAGGAUUCCUUCCAGCUGACCGAGGUGGAUGACCACCAGUGAACGCCUCACACACACACACACACACACACACACACACACAGCAGUGAACGCCUCUCUCACACACACACACACACACACACAGCAGUGAACGCCUCUCUCUCACACACACACACACACACACACACACACACACACACACACACACAGCAGUGAACGCCUCUCUCACACACACACACACACACACACACACACACACACACACACACACACACACAGCAGUGAACGCCUCUCUCACACACACACACACACACA
Molecule: messenger RNA, 1350 nt
Organism: Sardina pilchardus (European sardine)
Lineage: Eukaryota; Metazoa; Chordata; Actinopteri; Clupeiformes; Clupeidae
Exons: 8
Coding region: 76-1098 (340 amino acids)
Source: RefSeq, a predicted model, not a curated record